This is a messenger RNA of Candidozyma auris, 1272 nucleotides long. RefSeq lists its product as uncharacterized. The transcript has a single exon. The record is from RefSeq and is a predicted model, not a curated record. Bases 1 to 1272 code for a protein of 423 amino acids. Lineage: Eukaryota; Fungi; Ascomycota; Pichiomycetes; Serinales; Metschnikowiaceae.
AUGUUAGUUCCCUUCUUAGUCUCGGUUUUGGCUGCGUUUGUGGCUUACGUGAGAUGGGGACUGGGGAUAUCUGAGGAGCCUUCGAUUGCCCAGAUUGAGGCCCUACGAACAUACGUUGCCGACCUGUUCGCUGUGAAGCAGCCAAUAAGGAUCAGAUUCCACGAUACUGGCUUCAGAUUCCCUGACCUUGUGCUUGCUACCCAACGCCAGCUAGAUUACCAGUUAGCAAAGUUGGGAAUUCCAUAUAGAUAUCCAUUGAUAGAUGAGCUCCCGAAGCACAUUCCACGGCUUGGUUUUAACAAGACAUCCACUCAGAGCACAAGAGUGUUUACACUAACUGAUGGGGCAAUUUCCGCCACAGAUGCGGUUGAAGAUGCCGAAGAGAUGGACAUUUCGGUGACUCCGCCCCCAGACUUUUCAUUAGACAUGGCAUUAGGAGGCAAUGUGGGAGUGUGGCUAGAUCUGGUCAGGUUCCGAGCCAUGAUGACGUAUAAUCUUGAAUCUGUACAUGCCAAUGAUCUUCCUUUCUACUUGGCUCAAACAAUACUUGACCACUUGUGCGAGGUUGACGUCAAAUUGUAUGAUAUGCGCCACAACAUAAGCUUUGACGACUAUGUUCCAAAACUAACUGUAAAUAUAGUUGCUGCAGAGGACGGUGCUUUAAAAGAGUCUACGGUCGUCGAAGACGCUAUUGAAGAGCUGUUAUUGAAGCAUCUGGAAGUCAUUAAACCCUUUGUCAAUGUCACACCCCGUCUUUACACAAUAGACGUGACAAAGAAUAGAAUUCCCAGAACGAUAAUGAAGAAUACUACAGAUCAGAUUACAUUCGUUUUCCUGACAACUUUGAAAGGAUUCUUAAACCAAGUCGAUGGAGCCUCUGUGUACCACUUGUUACCAGACAAGCCCAAGACAAACUUGGGAGAUGCCUAUGGGACUGAAUACAUUGAAGCACAAAAGCUCAACGAAAGUCCGCGUAUAAACAUCACCAACUUUUUAUUCUCCGUUUUUGGUGAGAUAGAAGAGCGAACAGGUCUCAGAGAGAAAUGUUCCAACAAACACCUCGAGGUCUUUUUCACAACUAAGCUUCUUACUAUCAAAGGAAUCGAAAAAGCUUUGAAGCUCAUAAAAAAUGAUCCCAACGAAGCCAACUUGCUGACUUUUUGGGAGGUUUGCAAGCUAGUUGACCUAAUAUUAAGCGAACGCGAGCACAACUGGAGUAGCCACCUAAAGCAUAUUCAUGAAAUAAUUAAAAAGGUGACAGGCACUAAAUAG